AUGGGCUUAAUCAGUAUUUCCUGGACGGUUAUUAUCCCAGUCUCUGCCUUAUACUGGGACCACUGCGCCUCGAUAGGUAUCGAAAUAAUUUUCCGGGGAUGGAACGGAUACGAAUUUUGGGGAAGACUUGCAUUCUCACCUUGGAUCUUAGACGGAGUCUUCAUCUGGUGGGCUAUUCGGCGUAUUAUCCAGAUGUUUAGUGUUGGUAAAUUAUGCCGACGAUCCCGUUGGGAGGCAGGAAUUGUCUUCGUUCCCACUGUAUUCCCAGCGGUCCGGGCAGCCGUUGGAGCUCUUGAGGCAAAUCUCUACGUUCUUGGGAUGCUCACGUGUGCCUGCAUAGCCAUGUUUUUCCUUAUAUUAGUAGUCGUGUCUUACCGUGUCUCCAACUACGAUACACACCUGGCUCAUUGGUAUGCAGUGGAUGACAUAAGAGCUCCAUUGCUGUCCCGUGAUGCUACUAGUAUGGCUUAUGUCCUUCCAUAUUACAGCUCCAACUUUAGAUCAAUGAUCAACUACAGCUCUGGCUUUAGCCCAGUGAUCAGCUACAGCAUCGACAGCGAGCAACAACUCCUAAAGUCCAACAAACAGUUCAUGGAACCGAUGGACACGAAGGAUUGGAAAAUAAAGCACUGCAGAGCAGCUGCUCACACAAUCGUGACAAGCCUUAUUGAAAAUAUCGAUGAUGACAGGAAGAUGAUUCAGAGACUUGGCUCUUGGUUAUACCUGCAUCCCAACGUGCACAAGAGAUGGCCAGCACUGCCAACCAGGAAUGGAAUAUUACGCCCCGGAUAUUUUCUAAUUGGUAGAGAUGUCGUAUUUGCACUUCUUCUAUGGGAAAGUCUCGUUUUCGAACGUCGCUGGCAGCUCGACGAAGAAUUCCGCGACCAAGUUUGGCUGCUCCAUGAGCGAAAAUACACCGGACGAGGGUUAAAUGACUCACCUAAUAGGAAUGUACCAGCUACGAGAGGCAAGCCUAAAAAGGGUGACGGGCUCGAUGGCCUUUUGGAAGCAUUUGAUGAAGUUUACCGCAUUCUCGACCAUACGAGCCCAGAGCGACCGCCGAGUUCGUAUGCUGUUAGUUUCUUGGUGGGGUCUUCCCUGGAGAGCCCAGAUGAGGCAGGCAAGAACUCAGAGGGCUUAUAA
Messenger RNA from Fusarium odoratissimum NRRL 54006, 1143 nucleotides. RefSeq lists its product as uncharacterized. The record is from RefSeq and is a predicted model, not a curated record. Bases 1 to 1143 code for a protein of 380 amino acids. The transcript is spliced from 4 exons. NCBI's taxonomy places the organism in Eukaryota, Fungi, Ascomycota, Sordariomycetes, Hypocreales, Nectriaceae.